AUGGUGCUCUCAAUUACAGAAAAGCUAUAUUUGCACGAAAGUUUAGCUUCUAAGCCACCAGCCCGUCCCGAUGGUAGAAACGCUGAUCAGUUCAGACCCAUCGAGAUCUUCACGGAUUUUCUGCCCACUUCCAAUGGCUCUUCAAAAAUAGUAGCAAGCGAUGGCACAGAAUGUAUUGUCAGCAUCAAAUGCAAAGUUGUUGAUCGCGCUGUUGAGGAAGAGCUGGUAGUUGUGGACGUAGACAUCGCUGGCCAUCGUGACGAUUCUACACUCGUUCAGGGAAUUGCGUCAAUUCUUAAUAGGCUUUUAGUAUCCCAAAUGGAUCAAAUGUCUCUACGACUUACAAAGAAGUACAGUUUCAAGCUCUUCAUUGACGUGCUAGUGCUUUCAAGCUAUUCUCACCCACUGACAUUGAUCUCAUUAGCCAUUUAUUCCGCUCUCAAUUCGACACAACUACCAACCUUAAUUUCGAGUGAUGACGAUUUGGACGUAGCAGAACUGCCGACGUUUCACGACUACGACAUGAGUAAGCUAAAUGUUAAAGUUCCGCUUUUAUUUACGUUGGCGAUUUGUGGGAAAAAUGUCAUUGUGGACCCUGCGGCUAGUGAAAGUGACGUUGCUAAUAAUGGUGUCUUGGUGACAUGGAAUGACGGCAAAGUAGUGGCGCCGGUAAGAACUCUGGGGCUUAAUGAGGACUACGUUCGUGGUAUCUGCCCACAAAGUUUAGUAGACAGCAUAAGAAUGGUCGAAGAAUUGGCGCCUAAAAUUCUUAAAGCAUUAGAUAAUUAA
Messenger RNA from Lachancea nothofagi CBS 11611, 789 nucleotides. Lineage: Eukaryota; Fungi; Ascomycota; Saccharomycetes; Saccharomycetales; Saccharomycetaceae. The record is from the annotation of a GenBank genome assembly.